AAUUCAAUUUUCGUACGCCGUGGGAUUGUCUUGUUUUGUGUAUUUUUAAUCUAAACAUUCUAAAUUAUUCUGAAGUAAAAAAUUGUUAUAAAAUGGCAACGACCCUUGAAGACAAGUCAAUAUGGGAGGACGGCGAGGAGGCGCUCAGCGAGGAAGUUCUUCGUAUGCCAACAGACGAGAUCAUAAGCCGGACUAGGCUCUUGGACAAUGAAAUUAAGAUCAUGAAGAGUGAGGUGAUGAGAAUCACACACGAAUUGCAAGCGCAGAACGACAAAAUAAAAGAAAACACGGAAAAGAUCAAAGUGAACAAAACUCUUCCCUAUCUUGUGUCAAAUGUCAUCGAGUUGCUGGACGUCGAUCCUCAAGAAGAAGAGGAAGACGGCGCAGUGGUAGACUUAGAUUCCCAGAGGAAAGGUAAAUGCGCAGUCAUUAAAACCUCCACGCGUCAAACCUACUUUUUACCAGUCAUUGGGUUAGUGGAUGCGGACAAAUUGAAGCCAGGUGACUUGGUUGGUGUGAACAAAGAUUCGUAUCUGAUUUUGGAGACUCUGCCCGCGGAGUACGACGCUAGAGUCAAGGCUAUGGAGGUUGAUGAGAGGCCCACUGAGCAAUACUCUGAUAUUGGUGGUCUUGAUAAACAGAUACAGGAACUGAUAGAAGCAGUAGUACUGCCGAUGACGCACAAGGAGAAGUUUGUGAACCUGGGCAUCCACCCUCCCAAGGGAGUGCUGCUGUAUGGGCCCCCGGGUACCGGCAAGACUCUACUUGCCCGAGCUUGUGCUGCUCAGACCAAGUCCACAUUCUUAAAGCUGGCGGGCCCACAGUUAGUGCAAAUGUUUAUUGGUGAUGGUGCAAAACUGGUCAGAGAUGCAUUUGCCCUAGCUAAAGAGAAGGCACCAGCUAUAAUCUUUAUAGAUGAGUUAGAUGCCAUUGGUACAAAGCGUUUUGACUCGGAGAAGGCUGGAGACCGUGAGGUGCAGCGUACCAUGUUGGAGUUGCUCAACCAACUUGAUGGGUUCAGUUCCACUGCUGAUAUUAAGGUAAUAGCAGCUACCAACAGAGUAGAUAUCUUGGACCCAGCCUUGCUCAGGUCUGGUCGUUUAGACAGAAAGAUUGAAUUCCCACACCCCAAUGAAGAAGCCAGAGCUAGGAUUAUGCAAAUUCAUUCUAGAAAAAUGAAUGUAUCCCCUGAUGUCAACUUUGAAGAGCUGUCCCGUUCUACUGAUGACUUCAACGGUGCACAAUGUAAAGCUGUGUGCGUGGAGGCUGGUAUGAUCGCUCUACGCCGCUCCGCCACAGCGGUCACUCAUGAAGACUUCAUGGACGCCAUCUUGGAGGUCCAGGCCAAGAAGAAGGCCAAUCUUAGCUAUUAUGCUUAAAUCUACCGCGUUUAUUAUUUGUAUAAGUUCAUAUAUAGUAAUAAAUAAAAAAUAAAAGUAAAACA
This is a messenger RNA of Bicyclus anynana (squinting bush brown), 1444 nucleotides long. RefSeq names its product 26S proteasome regulatory subunit 6A-B (gene Rpt5). The coding region runs from base 93 to 1379 and encodes 428 amino acids. Gene Ontology annotation, biological process: proteasome-mediated ubiquitin-dependent protein catabolic process. Lineage: Eukaryota; Metazoa; Arthropoda; Insecta; Lepidoptera; Nymphalidae. Gene Ontology annotation, cellular component: proteasome regulatory particle, base subcomplex. The transcript has 5 exons. The record is from RefSeq and is a predicted model, not a curated record. Gene Ontology annotation, molecular function: ATP hydrolysis activity; proteasome-activating activity; ATP binding.